Molecule: messenger RNA, 3184 nt
Organism: Oncorhynchus keta (chum salmon)
Lineage: Eukaryota; Metazoa; Chordata; Actinopteri; Salmoniformes; Salmonidae
Product: E3 ubiquitin-protein ligase TRIM39-like
Exons: 2
Coding region: 312-1862 (516 amino acids)
Source: RefSeq, a predicted model, not a curated record
GGUAACGUGCAAGAUAUCAGGAAGUAGGCAAAUAUUUCUUAUCGUCAUGGACAGGCUGGCACUUGGUAGAAGUAGGCUAUGGCUAAUUUAAGACAACUAUACAUUUUAUACAGUUUGCGUUUGACUAUUUAACCUUCAGGCCUAACAAUCUACAUGGGAAUUUUACGCUGUCAUUCAAAAUACGUGCUCUGAACAUGACAGUUCCUCACCUGCCAAUCCAAAAAUUCCUACGCAUUGCGUGUGAGAAAACAAAUAUUGCAUUAUAAAUUCAGUCAUCACUACCAAACAACAGGAUUGUAGAGCCUGCCAACAUGUCACUGUGUGAGACUGAAGGACCCUUGCUGCUGGACCUGAGCUGCCCUAUCUGUCUGCAACUCCUCUCUGACCCCAAGUCCCUGCCCUGCGGCCACGUCUACUGCUUGGCCUGCCUUGGGAAGUACAUGGACACUGGCAUGGCCAGCCACUUCUGCCCUGAGUGCCAGGUCGAGUUCCAGGUCUCCCAGGCCCUUGGGAAUAACUUCAAGAUGUGCAGCAUCACCGAGAGCUAUGAAGCCACCACUGCAGGAAAGGUCAGCUCCGUCACAGAUGGAGAUGGUGGUGAUUGCCACCAAGGGGUAGUGUCACCUGACCAGAGCAACGGUGAGACGUCUGAGUGUCUAUUAGACAUAGAGCAACAGGAGCCACAUCAUACAGGGAAGGAGGCAUCUGAGACAGGCUUGGGAGAUACGUCUGCAGUGUCCCCUACUCCUCAGAAGGAAGAACGGCUGGUGGAUGUAAGGACCGAGACGGAGACGGCGAUGAUGGACAAGUCUAAACUACUAUUAGCAUCUCAGGUAACGGAGCUGACGCUGAGGCUUCAGUUGGCUGAGGACCGACUGAGGGAGGAGGAGACGAGGGAGGCCGAGGUCAGGAUCACCAACGCCCUGUUGAGAAAAAGGGCGGCCAAGCUGCUAGAGCAGAUGACGGAGCUGACUCUCAACUAUGUUAGUGGGAUGACGGAGUUGAUCGAGAUGGAACUGCGUCCCAGUGAGGAGAGCAUGGGCGGACGUGUGUGCCAAGCCUCUGAGCUCAGGGAGAAGUUGAGAGAGGCCCAGCUUCGAGCCAAAUCACUCCUGACCGAGCAAGACAGUGGGGUGUUCAGUGACGGGCUUCAGGCGGAACAACCGCACAUCAUGAGGCUGAUGGUCCAGAAACCUCUAGAGGAGUUGGACAACAAGUCAAAAGUGAACCCGGGCCGUGCUUGCGCUGAGCUGGAACGGAGAAGUGCGGAGUUAAGGGCAGGAGUCGGGGCGGCUCAGCGCUCUCUGCACUGCGUCCUCAACCCCUCAGAGGUGACCUUUGACCUAGACACGGCCCACCCCAGCCUGGUCCUCUCAGAGGACCUGAAGACGGUGACCUUCAGCACCAAAAAGCAGCCCUACCCGGCCCUGCCAACGAGGUUCAGUAGCUUCCUCCAGGUUCUGAGCACUCAGAGCUUUUGGGGAGGCGAGCAUCGCUGGAAGGUGGAGCUGGACGGAUAUUCUCCGUGGAUAAUUGGGGUGUGCUACAACAAGGCGGUAGCACGCAGCGGGCUAACAAGCGCCCUGGAGAGCAGCCAGGGCUCCUGGUGCCUGAUGUGGUUCAACAACCUGCUGAGGGCCUUCGAGCAGAGCCAUGACAUCCCCCUGAAGAGAACCCUGGCAGUACACAGACUGGAGAUCACGUUGAGCUUUAAGACUCAGAGGCUGAGCUUCUAUAACAUCAGCCAAUGCAGUGGGAAGACUCACGUGUAUACCUUUAAGACAAACCUCACGGAGCCGGUGCAUCUGGCCUAUAGGAUGAUGUCAGGCCAACCGAAGGCACACAUAACAGUAUGCUCUUGAACUGUCAAUGGAACAAAAGAGAACCACAUACAAGAUUACAUUGACUCUUGUUUUUAUUAAUCCUGUAUUCAUAUCAAACUUUUUUGUUAUUUACAUGUAAUUGUGUUUCAAGUGUUUGUGGAGACAGAGGUGUUUUGGUCUGUGAAUGACAGUAAAGAGAAAGAGUUCUGGUUUAUAUCGAAUGACACAUUACCCUUUGGUAGCGUAGGCCUCAUUGAAAUGACCAAAUUAAUUGAUUUCAAAUCAAAUCAAAUCAAUGUAUAUAGCCCUUCGUACAUCAGCUGAUAUCUCAAAGUGCUGUACAGAAACCCAGCCUAAAACCCCAAACAGCAAGCAAUGCAGGUGUAGAAGCACGGUGGCUAGGAAAAACUCCCUAGAAAGGCCAAAACCUAGGAAGAAACCUAGAGAGGAACCAGGCUAUGUGGGGUGGCCAGUCCUCUUCUGGCUGUGCCGGGUGGAGGUUAUAACAGAACAUGGCCAAGAUGUUAAAAUAUUCAUAAAUGACCAGCAUGGUCCAAUAAUAAUAAGGCAGAACAGUUGAAACUGGAGCAGCAGCACGGCCAGGUGGACUGGGGACAGCAAGGAGUCAUCAUGUCAGGUAGUCCUGAGGCAUGGUCCUAGGGCUCAGGUCCUCCGAGAGAGAGAAAGAAAGAGAGAAUUAGAGAGAGCACACUUAAAUUCACACAGGACACCGAAUAGGACAGGAGAAGUACUCCAGAUAUAACAAACUGACCCUAGCCCCCCGACACAUAAACUACUGCAGCAUAAAUACUGGAGGCUGAGACAGGAGGGGUCAGGAGACACUGUGGCCCCAUCCGAGGACACUCCCGGACAGGGACAAACAGGAAGGAUAUAACCCCACCCACUUUACUAAAGCACAGCCCCCACACCACUAGAGGGAUAUCUUCAACCACAAACUUACCAUCCUGAGACAAGGCUGAGUAUAGCCCACAAAGAUCUCCGCCACGCCGCAACCCAAGGGAGGGGGGCGCCAACCCAGACAGGAUGACCACAUCAAUGACUCAACCCACUCAGGUGACGCACCCCUCCCAGGGACGGUAUGACAGAGCCCCAGUAAGCCAGUGACCCCUGUAAUAGGGUUAGAGGCAGAGAAUCCCAGUGGAAAGAGGGGAACCGGCCAGGCAGAGACAGCAAGAGCGGUUCGUUGAUUCCAGAGCCUUUCCGUUCACCUUCCCACUACUGGGCCAGACUACACUCAAUCAUAUGACCAGAGGAAGUCUUCUUCUACUGGCUUCUUCUACAGUCUUCUUCCACUUCUUCGACGCCAGGACAGCGGAGUCAAUCACCACCUUCCGGAGACA